GGCUGCUGGGGAUCCCUGCGGGCUCAAGUUGCAAGGGGGCGGGCCCGGGCCGGAGGUGGAGUCUCCCGCCAAUUGAAGCCUCGGCUAUAAAUCGAGCUCCCGGCACAGCCGAACCCAGAUGCCUGGCCAGGCCGCCCUGCCGUUGGUGGGUGGGGAAGGUGGCGGGGGCCAGGGGGCUUUGGGGGCUGCAGCCACCAUGCUCCGCUCCCUGCUGCUUCACUCCCUGAGGCUCUGCGCCCAGACGGCCUCGUGCCUCGUGCUCUUCCCGCGCUUCCUCGGCACGGCCUUCAUGCUCUGCCUGCUCGACUUCCUGUGCAUCCGCAAGCGUUUCCUGGGCCGCCGCCGCCGGGGUCAGCCUGAACCCGAAGUGGAGUUCAACAGCGAUGGCGAGGAGGUGCCCCCCGACGACCCGCCUAUCUUCGUGUCCGACGACAACCGCCUGUGCACGCUGGCGUCGCUGAAAGCGGUGUGGCACGGCCAGAAGUUGGAUUUCUUCAAGCAGGCGCACGAGGGCGGUCCGGCUCCCAACUCCGAGGUGGUCCUGCCCGACGGCUUCCAGAACCAGCACAUCCUCGACUACGCGCGAGGGGACCGCCCGCUGGUGCUUAACUUCGGCAGCUGCACCUGACCACCAUUCAUGGCGCGCAUGAGCGCCUUCCAGCGCCUGGUCACCAAGUACCAGCGCGACGUGGACUUUCUCAUCAUCUACAUCGAAGAGGCGCACCCCUCCGACGGCUGGGUCACCACAGACUCCCCCUACAGCAUCCCGAAGCACCAAAGCUUGGAGGACCGGGUCAGUGCGGCGCGUGUGCUUCAGCAAGGUGCACCCAGCUGUGCUCUCGUCCUGGACACCAUGGCCAACUCCAGCAGCUCGGCCUAUGGCGCCUACUUCGAGCGCCUGUACGUCAUCCAGAGUGGCAUCAUUAUGUACCAGGGUGGCCGUGGCCCAGAUGGCUACCAGGUCUCAGAGCUGCGCACCUGGUUGGAGCGCUAUGAUGAGCAGCUGCACAGCGGUCAGCCUCGUCCAGUGUAAACAGCCAACACAGUUGACUGAGCCUGGCGGGCCGCGCCUUCGAGCCUUCGAAGCCCACGUGCCAAUGCCCCAAACGAAGUCAGAUUUGGUGAGGGCCCAGUGACACUGCUGCGCUGAGCCUCAGAGCUCAGGCUGGGUCUGAGUCCUCAGCCAAGCCACCUGAAGAUUCCCCCCCACCCCCACUCCGCUUCCGUGACUGUUCCUCGCCUGUACCUGCCUGGCUGGCUUUAAAUGCCCUUUCAAGUGCAAGUUUGGUGCCACCCUUUGUCUGUGAGCCCCUGGAUCUGUCUCUGCAGAGGCCCCUGCUGUGCUCUCUGGCAAGUCUUCUCCAGAAAAAAAGAGCCAGCGUUUCUUUAGCUAGGUGCAGCCUCCCCCCGCCCCCAAGAAAAAAGACCCUGGCUGUGCCCUCCUGCCCCCGAGCUCAGCUGGGUUCCAGCAACGCAUGCAGCUGGUGCAGCUCACCCUAGUUGCCUGGCACCCACACCUGCCGCAGGGGGUGGGGAUGCCCUGUUGCUUUUGUGUCUAAUGUCUUGUACCUGAAUCGGGGGAGAGGGUGCGGGGUGGGGAAGGGUGGGCAGAGUUGUUUCCCCCCUUGUUUUGGGUGCUAAUGAGCCCCACUGCU
This is a messenger RNA of Pteropus alecto (black flying fox), 1655 nucleotides long. It is a transcript of the gene DIO3, whose product is annotated as iodothyronine deiodinase 3. The transcript has a single exon. The record is from RefSeq and is a predicted model, not a curated record. Gene Ontology annotation, molecular function: thyroxine 5'-deiodinase activity. NCBI's taxonomy places the organism in Eukaryota, Metazoa, Chordata, Mammalia, Chiroptera, Pteropodidae. The coding region runs from base 119 to 628 and encodes 169 amino acids.